CAAAAUCAAUUUAAACUUUUGAGAAGAUGUUUAAGUUGAUAUCUGAGUUUCUACCUUAAAAAUCACUAAAACACCGGUACCGGUAUACUUGAAAACUUUCCUCAUACAUAUGGCAACACCAUUAGCAAUUUCAUGAAAGAGAAUAAGUUUGAUUGAGCAACAAUGGUGUACCAUAUUGUGGCUGUGCCAUACCCUGGCAGAGGCCAUGUGACUCCCAUGAUGAACCUCUGCAAAUCCUUAUUAAUUUCUUCAAGAAAUCACAUUCUCAUCACCUUUGUUGUGACACAAGAAUGGCAAACCUUAAUCAACAAGAACACCAAUCAUGCUCAUGCUGAUAGCAUUAGAAUCUGUACCAUUCCAAACGUUCUGCCAUCAGAGGAAGUUCGCGGCAACGACUUCCCAGGAUUCUAUGAAGCAGUGAUGACAAAGAUGGAAGAACCCUUUGAGGCAGUGAUUGAUGAGAUUAAUGGCAAUGUGAAUGUGGAUCUCAUCAUUGCUGACACUGAGCUUCUUUGGGCUCAUGCUGUUGCCACUCGUAGAUUGCUUCCUUUGGCUUUGCUUUGGACUGCUUCUGCUUCAGUCUUCUCCAUGUUUCUUCAUCAUCAACUCUUUCUGGAAAAUCACUCUUUCGAGAAUGGAGAAAAACGUGUAGAUUACAUCCCUGGCGUUUCCCCAUUAAGGAUAUCAGAUUUGCCUUCAAUUUUCCAUGACAAGAAUGGAAAAGUGUUGCAACUAUACUUGCAAUGCAUAUCAAAGGUCCAAUAUGCAAAAUACCUUCUUUUCAAUUCAAUCUAUGAGAUUGAACCAAAUGCAAUAGACACUCUAAAAUCCAAAUACUCUUUCCCACUCUACACAAUUGGGCCUUUAAUUCCAUUCUAUGAAGCAACCAACAAUGAACACAUCAAUUACAUGCAGUGGCUUGAUUCUCAUCCAAAAGGGUCUGUUCUAUACAUAUCCUUAGGAAGUUAUCUUUCAAUUUCAAAGGAGCAAAUGGAAGAACUUGUUGUUGGGUUAUGUGAUAGUGGUGUGAGAUUCUUGAUGGUGUACCGUGGACCAAACAAAACACUCUUAAGUCAAAAUAGUAACAGUGGUUUAUUUGUGCCUUGGUGUGACCAAUUGAGGGUGUUGUCACAUAACUCUAUAGGUGGUUUUUUGUCACAUUGUGGUUGGAAUUCAGUGUUGGAAGCUAUGUUUUGUGGUGUUCCUGUUCUAACAUUUCCAAUUUCUAUUGAUCAAGUUCCUAAUAGUAAGCAAAUUGUUGAGGAUUUGAAGGUUGGUGUUAAGAUGAAAGAAAGAUUAGGGACUAAUAACAAAGAAAAUGAUGUUGUGAUGAGAAAAGAAAUUGCUAGGAUUGUAAAAGGGUUUAUGGAUUUUGAGAGCAGGGGAGGGAGAGAGUUAAGGGAAAGAGCAAAUAAGGUUAGAGAAGUUUGUAGGAAUACAAUUGUGGAAGGUGGAUCUUCUGUGCAGAAUCUCAAUGCAUUUCUUGAAGACAUUUUGUAAAGCAAUUAAUGCAUCAAGUACCCAUGAACUUUGCAUUCAAUAAAUAAAUUAUGAUCUUAUAGAA
This is a messenger RNA of Arachis stenosperma, 1564 nucleotides long. RefSeq names its product UDP-glycosyltransferase 87A2-like. Bases 163 to 1500 code for a protein of 445 amino acids. The transcript is spliced from 2 exons. The record is from RefSeq and is a predicted model, not a curated record. NCBI's taxonomy places the organism in Eukaryota, Viridiplantae, Streptophyta, Magnoliopsida, Fabales, Fabaceae. Gene Ontology annotation, molecular function: UDP-glycosyltransferase activity.